Molecule: messenger RNA, 1200 nt
Organism: Phytophthora nicotianae INRA-310
Lineage: Eukaryota; Oomycota; Peronosporomycetes; Peronosporales; Peronosporaceae
Exons: 5
Coding region: 1-1200 (399 amino acids)
Source: RefSeq, a predicted model, not a curated record
AUGGAGCAUAAAGGCUACAACUUUUACUGCCAGCGCAAGGUCACCGAGACUAACACUACCUACUGGGUCUGCGCCCAACACCGAUCUGGAUGUAAGGCCCGCUUGAUUGUUCGCGACGGGAAAGUCAGAGCACUCAAUGACCACACUUGCAUGGUGGAGACGCCACCAGAAGUCACCGACGUUCGCCAAGAAAUGCAGGUCGCUCUCCAGGCAGCGUGCCUGUCGAACCUAGCGUUGCCUCCCGGUAUGGUGUGGGAGCGGACGAUGUCAAGCAUGCGUGAGGUGUACCAAGCCUCGAUCCUCAACACCAUCGGUAGGGUCCCAACGAUCUUUAUCAUCAAGUACACCAGGGGUCAGAUAACUGCAGUGACGCUCUUCGAGCCAUCGAGAGCGCUCCAACACGGAACGUUGCCCAGGAUGACCCGAGGCCAUUCCUCCAAUUCAGUGUCGUCCACACAAAUGUAUGUUGGCAACGCAGAUUUAUCGGAUAUUGUAAUGGGUCACCAUUUACAUAAAUUUGGACAUCCGGAUCUUAUACGGCUGCUGCGCUACACCGGCACGGCGCUCUACAUCGACGGAACGUUUAAGAUGGUGCCAAAGCCGUUCACUCAGUGCCUCAUCGUGAUGGUCCGAGAUCCCGGGGAUGCCUACUGGAAUGCGGUUAUUUACAUCGUCAUCCAGACUGGGUGUCUGCUCGAGCCCGCAUCACAAGCUCUUUGGCGCAAGAUGCUGAGCGAGCGCAUCCAGCAGGACCAGAUUGCUUCUGCACUUACCCUGAAUGCGAUUGUUGUACUCACAAUCAUUCCGGAAAACGAAAUCGCGGACAAGGGAAUUCGCUACGAGCGCAGCCUGGUGGAUGAAACUGGAGCCAAGACCAAGUGGAAUUCGUUUUGGCGUUACUUCAAGAACACCUGGUUGAACAGCAACGGAGCUGAUCUCUGGAACGUCAACAGCAUGCAAGCCGCUGGAAUUGAUCUGACCAACCGGACGAAUAAUCCUUUAGAACGCUACAAUCGUGCGUUCGGUGAAUUGUUCUCGGUAACGCAUCCAAGUCUCCGUGCGUUCGUUGAAACAGCAAAGACAGAUACACGCCGCUACGCCCAAAUGAUCGACGAUAUCAAGCAUCAUCGUCGCGAACCGCCUAGACAUGCAGAAUUUGUGGAGCCGCAUGUGUUGGUCGACUACCUGCACUUCCAGUAG